UUGAUUUGGGUAGCAUCGUCACUCCAUCCAUCGCUGCCCACUCUCUUCUUUUACUGUUUCGGGUUCAGAGAUUCUUGGAGAGCUCGUGGAGAAGGGGGGACUCCCAUGGCGAUCUCGAAGAACGAGAGCUUCUCCGAGCUCGGAUAACUCCUCCUCCCAAAACCACAAAGGAAUGCGCUUCCUCCUCGGCUUCUUCCUUGUCGUUGGCGGUUUUUCAUAGCUCCGAUCAUCUGAGAUCGCAUCUUUUCUUCCAAAGAACGCGUCGGUUUCAGACGUUCUUGGGUUCUGAGCAGGGAGUUGUGGUCGACGUUCCUCACUUCCCCAGUGCUUCCCUAGUUGCUACUUCUGAGAGUUAGGGGUGCGAUUUGGUUUCUCCCGCAGUUUGACGAUCUUCUGAAACCCUAGUUUGGUUCUCGCCGUGUUCCCCCGAGCCCUACUUCUUGUCAUGGUUCCGCGGUUAAUGGAGUUGGGGCGAAGAUAUUGAUUCGUCAUAGGAAAGUCCAAAGAGAUGAAGCUUUCCACCGUAGGCAUCAGCCAGCAAGCACCAGAAGGGGAGGAGAAGAGAUGCUUGAAUUCGGAGCUCUGGCACGCUUGCGCCGGACCACUUGUGUGCCUGCCGACAGCCGGUACUCGGGUUGUCUACUUUCCUCAGGGCCAUAGCGAGCAGGUUGCGGCGUCGACAAACAAGGAAGUGGAGGGCCAUAUUCCUAAUUACCCGAGCUUGCCCCCUCAGUUGUUUUGCCAGCUCCACAAUGUCACAAUGCAUGCAGACGUAGAAACCGAUGAAGUCUAUGCGCAGAUGACUUUGCAGCCCUUGAGCCUGAAUUGUGUGCAGCAAGAACAGAAAGAUGCUUAUUUCCCUAUCGAGAUGGGCGUUGUGAGCAAGCAGCCAACCAAUUACUUCUGCAAGACUCUGACAGCGAGCGAUACGAGUACACACGGAGGGUUUUCUGUGCCUCGUCGAGCAGCCGAGAAAGUCUUUCCUCCUCUGGAUUUCUCGCUGCAGCCUCCAGCUCAAGAGCUGAUUGCUCGUGACCUUCACGACGUUGAGUGGAAGUUCAGGCACAUCUACCGAGGCCAACCGAAAAGGCAUCUGCUUACCACAGGCUGGAGUGUGUUCGUUAGUGCCAAGAGACUCAUUGCUGGGGAUUCUGUUCUUUUUAUCUGGAAUGAAAAGAACCAGCUUUUGUUGGGAAUUAGACGUGCUAAUCGACCCCAAACGGUGAUGCCAUCAUCAGUUUUAUCAAGUGACAGCAUGCACAUAGGGCUUCUCGCUGCGGCAGCUCAUGCUGCCGCUACAAACAGUCGUUUUACCGUAUUUUACAAUCCAAGGGCAAGUCCAUCUGAGUUCGUGAUACCGCUUUCGAAGUAUCUAAAAGCUGUGUUUCACACGCGCGUGUCGGUUGGCAUGCGAUUCCGGAUGCUUUUUGAGACUGAAGAAUGUAGUGUUCGCAGGUACAUGGGAACAAUUACUGGCUUAAGUGAUAUGGAUCCCGUACGUUGGCCGAAUUCCCAUUGGAGAUCAGUCAAGGUUGGCUGGGAUGAAUCAACAGCAGGUGAGAGGCAGCCAAGAGUGUCACUGUGGGAAAUUGAGCCUCUAACAACAUUUCCCAUGUAUCCAUCGUUGUUUCCGCUCAGGCUUAAACGCCCUUGGCAUGCCCCCUUUCCCCAUGACACCAAAGAAGACGAGCUAAAUGCUGUCAUGUGGCCGAGGAGUGGCACUGGUGAACAAGGCCUGCAUCCCUUCAAUUUGCCAUCACUCGGCGUAGGAUCCUGGAUGCCACAGAGGCUGGAACCAUUGCUGCUAGGGAACGAGCUCAAUCAGUACCAAGCCAUGUCCGCUGCUGCUUUGGAGGACCUACGAGGGGUGGACAUUCUGAAACAACAGUUUUUACAGAGUCAACAGCCGUUCCAAUUUCUUCAGCAGCCCGGCACGACCAGCCAUUCGUUUCACGGUCAAGAUUUUCCGCAGACUCCCCAACGGCAGGCCAUCGGUUCACAAUCACCGCGUCUACUGGAGAGCCAACCAAACUCUGCUCCGCACCAGCAGUUGCAACAGUUAGCAAACGAACAGCAAAAGCAGCAGCAGGUGCAACACACACAUGCUUAUGCAGACACAUUCCAGGUUCCUAACAAUCAUGUUCAGCAACCGUCUAGUUUGCCUUCUCGAUUUUACGACAAGCCGGACUUCCCUGAUCCAUGCUUGGUCUUCUCAUCCAUUGCGCCUUCGAGUUCUGUCCAGGGCAUCCUGGGAUCUGCUUACCCCGAAGGAAACUCCAACCCUCUUAACUGUUCACAACUUGGUCAAUCCAUGGUCAGUAAACAGAGCCAGCAGUCACCGGGGCCAAGACGAAUUAUGUCUCAGGUGACUCCUUUUGGACCUGGAGUUCUGCUGCCUUCAUUUGCAGAGAAGGAUAGUUCUGGCGGAAAUAAAAAAUGUCCCGGUACCCAGAGUCAGGCCCCCUCUCUCCUAUCCAUCGCAGAUCCAAGCUUGACCAUGCAUGCAACCGUUGGUGAUGCAUCUGCCACACCGUACGUUGCUUCCUGCAUUCAGAACUCUCUUUAUGGAUAUUUGGAUGAAUCCUCCAGCUUACUGCAAAAUUCAGGAGAGGUUGGUCCACAAUCCCAAACAUUUGUGAAGGUCUACAAGUCCGGAUCAGUGGGGAGGUCUUUGGACAUAUCCCGGUUCAACAACUAUGAUGAACUGCGUGUGGAACUGGGUCAUAUGUUUGGAAUUGAGGGUCUAUUGGAAGAUCCUCGUAGAUCAGGCUGGCAGCUUGUAUUUGUCGACAGGGAGAACGAUGUGCUUCUCCUUGGAGAUGACCCCUGGGAAUCAUUUGUGAAUAAUGUCUGGUAUAUCAAAAUACUUUCUCCUGAAGAUGUGCAUAAGAUGGGAAAACAAGGGGCUGAGGCCAUAGCAUAGACCUCUUGAACUUCAAGCAACUUGAAAUGGUUUCGCAGCAUGCGUACUCCAUCCAAGGGGUUACUCCUGAGGGAUGACAUCUGCAAGGUCAAUCAUCUCUGGUCACAAAUAUAUAUAUAUAUAUAUAUAUAUAUUUGGCUUCAGCAUACCCAGAUGCAUUUUGCAAGUCUUGAUCUGCAUGGUACUAAAUCAUGUAACUAUCUAUGCUCAUAACUAUUGAGUUGUGCAAUUUGUUGUUGUAUUCGGCACUAGCACGCAACGCCUUGAACAAGUCUAAUAUCUUUGGAACCGCAUGCGAUUUGUAGCAGACUCUUUUCUGCUUGCAGGUUUAGUUCA
Molecule: messenger RNA, 3259 nt
Organism: Musa acuminata subsp. malaccensis (wild Malaysian banana)
Lineage: Eukaryota; Viridiplantae; Streptophyta; Magnoliopsida; Zingiberales; Musaceae
Product: auxin response factor 12
Biological process (GO): response to hormone; regulation of DNA-templated transcription
Cellular component (GO): nucleus
Molecular function (GO): DNA binding; protein binding
Source: RefSeq, a predicted model, not a curated record